Messenger RNA from Ogataea angusta, 978 nucleotides. RefSeq lists its product as uncharacterized. The record is from RefSeq and is a predicted model, not a curated record. Gene Ontology annotation, molecular function: ribose phosphate diphosphokinase activity; magnesium ion binding. The coding region runs from base 1 to 978 and encodes 325 amino acids. Gene Ontology annotation, biological process: purine nucleotide biosynthetic process; 5-phosphoribose 1-diphosphate biosynthetic process; ribonucleoside monophosphate biosynthetic process. NCBI's taxonomy places the organism in Eukaryota, Fungi, Ascomycota, Pichiomycetes, Pichiales, Pichiaceae. The transcript has a single exon. Gene Ontology annotation, cellular component: ribose phosphate diphosphokinase complex; cytoplasm.
AUGUCACUUCAAAAGCCCCCUAACUCGAUCAAAAUUAUCGCGGGCAACUCGCAUCCAAAGUUCGCAGAGCAGAUAGCAGGCUACCUGAACUUGCAAAUCGCAGACAUCCACGCGAUCGAUUUCACGAACCAGGAGAGUGCGGUGCUGGUGAAGGAAAGUAUCCGGGAUGAAGACGUUUACAUCAUCCAGACCGGAUGUGGAGGCCCGGAGAAACUGAACGACCAUCUAAUGGAGCUCCUCUUUAUGAUCCACGCGUGCAAGGCGGCGUCGGCUCGGAGAAUCACCGCAGUCGUUCCGAAUUUCCCCUACGCGAGACAAGACAGGAAAGACAAAAGCAGGGUGGCCAUAUCGGCGAAGCUGGUGGCGAACCUGCUGGUAACUGCUGGCUGUCAUCACGUUAUUACGAUGGACCUGCAUGCGUCGCAGAUCCAAGGUUUUUUCAACAUUCCUGUCGACAAUUUAUAUGCGGAACCCGAGGUGCUCAAAUACGUCAAACUGAAGCUCGGGACUGCAGACAUAAUAAUGGUUUCGCCCGAUGCCGGUGGGGCAAAGAGAGUUGCGUCAUUGGCUGACAAGCUGGACACGCCGUUUGCAUUGAUUCACAAGGAGCGGGCGAAGGCCAACGAGGUGAGCCGCAUGGUGCUUGUGGGAGACGUGAAGGGCAAAGUGUGUGUUUUGGUUGACGACAUGGCCGACACAUGCGGCACGUUGUGCAAGGCAUCAGAUCUGCUGCUCGAAAGGGGGGCCAGAUCUGUCAUUGCCAUAGUGACACACGGCAUCUUUAGUGGUCAGGCCCUGGCGAGAAUCAGCCAAGGCUCGCUGGAGAAGAUCGUCUGUACGAACUCAAUGCCGCUGUCCAACAUGGCAGAAGCAUGCGGAAAGCUGGAAAUCAUUGACAUAAGCCCGACGCUGGCCGAGGCCAUCAGACGCCUUCACAAUGGAGAGUCUGUGUCCUACCUGUUUAACAAUCCUGUUUGA